CACAAAUAUAUCAUCUUUUUCUCUCCAAACUAACACUAGAAUUUAUUUGCUCUCAAGAUGUCUUCUUCAAAUAAACCACAUUACGAUUCCGAUGAUACCAAAGUGGUAUAUGAUGAGGGAAACAACCGCUGGACGUUUAAGCCGAGGGGGUUAAGCAUCAUAUGGGGAAAAGACAGACGCUACUGGAACUUGCCUGAUCAGUCAAGCUCGGAUGAAACACCAGCAGAGCUAGUGCAAGUGUGUUGGCUUGAAGUAACGGGUACAACAAACAAAUCCUUAAAAGAAGGGAAGUACAAAAUUAAAUUCGAAGUAUCGAAGAAAACAGAUGCAUUUGGUUGGGAUGGUUGUCCUGUUUUUAUGAUGGCCAAGUUAGGGAAGAAGGGAAGGUACAGAUGGAGCAAAAUCGACCUAUCAAAAGUAGGCACAGACAAGUCACCAAUUACCUCGGAAUUUGUCAUUGAAGUUAGUAAAGGAACGGAGGAUAACAAGCUUUAUUUUGGUUUGUAUGAAGUGUGGACAGGCAAAUGGAAGGGAGGUUUGCAAAUUCACCAGGCCAUAGUUGAAGAAGUGAAACCUUGAGAUUUGGUUCAAACCAACCAGUGUCUUACAAUCCUAUUUUAGAUGUAACGCAAUAAUGAGACCUGUCUAGUUUUACCAAACUUGUCUGUUGUGUAGUGUCCUUAAGAUUUAUGUGCUGCUGUUCUAACAUCAAAUAAUUGACUGCCUCGUGUACUUCUUUUAUCUUCAACUAAACUUACUUUGAUGAUUGCUUUCUAGCUA
This is a messenger RNA of Populus euphratica (Euphrates poplar), 780 nucleotides long. RefSeq names its product protein PHLOEM PROTEIN 2-LIKE A9-like. The transcript is spliced from 3 exons. NCBI's taxonomy places the organism in Eukaryota, Viridiplantae, Streptophyta, Magnoliopsida, Malpighiales, Salicaceae. The record is from RefSeq and is a predicted model, not a curated record. The coding region runs from base 58 to 579 and encodes 173 amino acids.